Spodoptera littoralis (African cotton leafworm) is the source of this 931-nucleotide messenger RNA. The record is from the annotation of a GenBank genome assembly. Lineage: Eukaryota; Metazoa; Arthropoda; Insecta; Lepidoptera; Noctuidae.
AUGGCUGGGCUCUUGUUAAGCCCGACUGAAAAAGUGUUUAUCGUGCACGGUGUUCAGGAUGAUCAUCGCUCCGAUGGACGAACUAAUAUUGAUUACCGGCCAAUGGAACUAGAGACAAAUGUAGUCAGUCAUGCCACCGGAUCAUCGAGACUCCGACUUGCAAACACAGAUAUACUUGUUGGAGUUAAAACUGAAAUAGAUGUUCCAACUCCAGAAAAACCUGACUUAGGAAAGAUUGAAUUUUAUGUUGAUUGCUCAGCAAAUGCAGCACCACAAUUUGAAGGCAGAGGUGGGGAACAGUUAGCUAUAGGGAUUGCCAAAUUAAUGCAAGCUGCAUACCAUUCCUCAGAUGCAUUUGAUUUGAAACAACUUUGUAUAUUUGAGGGCAAACAAUGCUGGAAAAUCUAUGUUGAUAUAUUGAUAUUAGAAUGUGGAGGUAAUCUCUGUGAUGCAGUGUCUAUGGCUGUGAAAGCUGCACUUCAACACAAAGUUACCAUCAGUAAAGGCAGCACUUAUGGAUGGAGGGAACAUAGACCUGCAGUUAUCUGAUGACCCUUAUGAUGCUAAAUCUUUGGACAUUGGAACAGCACCUUUACUAGUGACACUAUGUAAAAUUGGUGACAAAUGUGUAGUAGACCCAUCAGCUGAAGAAGAAAGUUGCAGCGUCAUAUCAGUCGUAGUAGGGGUCACGGGAAACCCCAGCAGCUAUAGUACUGAAGAAAAUGUGUCAGAAUCUGCUAAAGAAAGCAAAUUCACCACAAUAGAAAUGAUUGGCUCUGGUAGUGUUGCACCAAAAACUUUGAAAGAUGCCAUGAACCAAGGAAUGGUUGCAGCAAAGUUACUUGACAAAGCUUUAGGUGAAGCAUUAUUACGAGAAAGACAAGAGACACAGGUCAAGACUAAGAAGCAUUCAUAUGGAUUCCUAAGAUAA